GAAGAGCAAUGAGGAGCUUACGAUUGAGCACAGCUGUUGUCGCUGCAGUUUUUGUUUGUCUCUCGAUCAUGCAAUUCUCUACAGUUGCACAGUUUACGCGUAGGACACCGAAUAUGUUUCCGCCCAUGAAUGCGUGUGCAUUUCCAUACGGUCUCUGUACAUCUGCGGAUCCUUCCGGUGUAGCAUGCAAGGAGAGAUGUUUGUCGGCUCAGGGAAGAAAUUUUAAUAACGGCAUAUGCAUCACUAAUCCGGGGACUUGUAUGUGCUGCUUUAGAUUCGGUAUUUAAACCAGAAAGCAUGAUCAGAUUUCAAAACAUCGACGUUACUUUGUGUGUUCUGUGUUGUGAAGGUGUUACAAUUUGAAAUUUGUGUUUUGUAUUCUAUUUCGCUGUACCGUGAUUUGUGUAUUUCUCUUUGUUUUCCGGUGAUCAAGUUUCAUA
Eruca vesicaria subsp. sativa (arugula) is the source of this 440-nucleotide messenger RNA. Lineage: Eukaryota; Viridiplantae; Streptophyta; Magnoliopsida; Brassicales; Brassicaceae. The record is from the annotation of a GenBank genome assembly.